Molecule: messenger RNA, 852 nt
Organism: Paramecium pentaurelia
Lineage: Eukaryota; Ciliophora; Oligohymenophorea; Peniculida; Parameciidae
Source: the annotation of a GenBank genome assembly
UAUGAGUACAUUUAUUUCAACGAAAUAAGAAUCAUUUAUAGAAAGACAAAUAACAACUUAGCAACCAGAGACAGUUAAAUAAGUAUAAUUAAUUGUAAUGAACAGUAUACAUCAUACACAACUGAACCUACAUUGUUGAGAGAAGACUAUGCAGUUAAGAAAAUAGAGAGACCUGAGGCAUAUUAAUUUUGGCAUAAAAAAGAGAAAUAUAAUUCUUAUGCCAGCAGAGUUUUAAAUACAAAUUACAGAUCGUGUUCUGUUAUAAAUCCUGGACAGAGUUUUCAAAUAAAUAAUGUUGGAAGUGGAAUAAGUUAAUCAUAGGUUGAUAACAAUAAUGAAUUUUAAUGCUGUACAAAAUAAUAGAUGGUUGUUUCUGUUGUUAUAGUAUCAAGAGAAGAAAUAGAAUAACCAUGGAGAGAGGAAUGUCUUUAUUUGCAAUCAGUUAUAAAAGAGUUAGAAAAAAAGAAAGAAAUCAAAGUAGUAAAGGAAAUAGAUUAUGCAAGAGUAAUAAAUAAUAUUUUAUUCUUAGAUAAAAGAACUUGAAGAGGAAAAUUAUCAUUUACAAUUAGAAUUAUAGUAAGCAUAAGAGAAUACUUUGAUAACAGAAAGAGUGACUUAGAAUAAUAGUGAAGUUGAAGUGUGGAAGAGAAAGUUCUAAGAAGUGAAUCAUGAUUAUAAUGAGGCUUAAGAGAAGUUAAUGAAUGUCGAAAUCGAAUUAGAAGCCUUAAAGAAGGAGAAAGCUAGAGUAUAAAAAAAUUAAUAUACUAGGCAGCCACUGCAACAACAACAGUUACAAGAUCAACAGUAAGAACAGGCACUUCCAGCGUUAGAUAAGCAGGAUAAAUUUGAUAU